GCUGAAUCAGUCCACUUUUUUGACUGGGCUAACCUGGUUUGACUAAGUCCAAGCUAACAUGAUUGAGGAAACACAACUCACUGUUUUGAUGACAUAACAUUGUAUACAGUUAUUAAGAGUGCGUCUAUGCAGUACAGGGUGGGAAGGUCUGUCACUCAGCUUCUCAAUUCCCCAACCCCCUUCUUCAUUUUCUUACUCUGUGCUGAAGAUUCUGAAAGAAUUUGACCCCAGAGCUCCAGAGGUCAGGUCAACUGGCCAAUCAGAGCACAGUUGACAGUGCCCAAAACCCAUAGCAUGGCCUGACCUAUGACCUUGUGCAGGGUCAGGGGGAAGGGUGAAUGGGGAGAUGAAAGACAGAGCUGAUGGAAAGAGGGUUGGGUUAAGAGGGGUUAUGGGUUGUUGUGGUGAUGCCCAUUGUCCUCUAAAAUGUGUUGCCAUAGCAGCAAGGUGGUCAGCGGCUUGUGACAGGAAUGACGAAAGACAUUGUCCAUGUUGUGGUUUAUUAAAGAUAUCGUUUGUGCGUAAAAUGACUAAUUGAUUGCACUUUUUUAACCCAAAAUAUGAACGUCUAACAUCUUUCGAAUGGCAUUUUGCCAAAUGUUUGCAGCAUUUGGUUGUAGGAAUCUAUUACAGUUACCAGUGACCAAGAUGAAGCUUCAUUCACAGACAAUAUUAAUUUGAAAGUUAAAUAGUUUGUAGACCAAGAAUGAAUAAUGCUUAAAAAGAUAACUCUAGCGCAACAUGUGUCUUGUGUAAAUGAUAGGUAUGGAGAGAAAUGCCUAAAUCCCAUUCUUGUUCUUCUCUAUCAUUGGUUUGCAGAUGAUCAGCUGGCCGUGAAGUCACCAUCAACCUCUCUUGCUUCAGAAGCUACCUCAUCUUCCUCAUCCUCCUCAUCCCCUUCUUCUCUCCAAGAUUGUCAGCCUCCCUUGGCCCCGAGACCAUCCCCUGGGGGCCUGCAUGCUCCUUCCCUCCCCAGUGAAAACUCCUCCCCUCCCCAUUGGGCCAGUCACAUUGCCCCCUACACCACUUCUCUUCCCAACACCCACUCUUCUCUUUCCCCAGAUUUCCCGCACCCAUCCCUGUCCUCCCAGACUCAGUCCCCUCCUCCUGUCCAGCAAAAGUCUGUCCAUAUUCCUGUACAUCAGCCUCACUCCACCAUAACCUCUCCUCAGAUGGGUAUCUCUGCUACAACUACGAAUUCCUCUGCCUCCUCCUCCUCAUCAUCAUCUCUUAAUGCCAUUCCACACCCAGGCAGUCCCAGUUCCGUCCAACAGACCCCCUCCAGCCCACCAGAGGAGGUACAAGUGCCACCAACUUUAGCUGUACUCUUAGAGGAACUUAGGGUCUUGCAGCAAAGACAGAUCCACCAGAUGCAGAUGACUGAGGAGAUCUGUAGACAGGUUCUGCGCCUGGGUGGAGUCAUCGGCAACCAGGAUACAGCUCAAGGAUCUUUGGAGAACCACCAGAGAACCUCUGGAUCACUCUCCCCAUCUCUAUCCUCUUCAGGUCCUUCACAGUCCACAGCUUCUCCUCUACCUACAGCUCUUCCAACAGUGAUCCCACAGGCUGUUGUUUCAAAGCCCAACAUCUCUCAUACUAAUGGACAUAGAGCUACAUAUUCCUCUUCAUCAUCCACACCCUCUUCUUCCACAUCAUCGCUGGUCACCUCAGUAGCUUCAGUGCACCCCCUGUCACUGUCGCUGGGUCUUCCCCGUUACCUCCAUGAAAAAUCCCCUAACACCUCACUGAGUCAUACCAGUGCUGUUAGUUUCCCCACUCCUCCACUGCUCACCUCUAGCCUCUCUCAGGAGCAGAUGCCACUCAGCUCUGCUGUGGGAUCUUCUGGUGGUUCACUGAGCUCUUCUGCAGGGCGCCAGCAGCAUGUCUGUCGCUUUUGUGGAAAGGUGCUGAGCAGUGACUCCUCCUUGCAGAUCCACCUGAGGUCUCAUACAGGUGAAAGGCCUUACCAAUGUCCUGUCUGCCUCAGUCGCUUUACUACACGUGGGAACCUCAAGGCCCAUUUUCUGCGCCACCGGGAGCAGAACCCAGAGCUUUCCCUCUCCCUUCUCCCACCUGCCCUGUCAGAGCAGAGCCAAUCAGGAUCUGGCACUGGGGUGAGUCAGAGACGCAGGAAGCGUCGUGCCGAAGACGAAGAGCCUUUUGGGGUUAAAGGUGGGGUGGGUGUGCCUGAUGGCUUGGCUCUCGGUUUUCUAUCUGGGCCAUCUUCCCGCCUCUCUCCUUCCUCUCUGCCUCUGCCGCCCAGCGUAGAUCUUGCCCUCUUGUCCACUGCCCAUUCACUGCUGCAGCUUAAUCGUGCCUCUGCUGCAGCAGUAGUCUCUGCUUCAGCAAGUGUACAGUCCUCUUCUGCAUCCACCACUUCGUCUUCAUCUUCCUCGGCCUUGACAGGCCAGUUGAAGGGUGCUAAACAGCAGCGGUUUGAUGAGAACACACCUCCACACUCCACUUUGCACCCCAGUUCUCCAUACUCCCAGUUGGCCCACCUCCCUAAGAUCCUCUUCCCCUCUGGUCCCUCUCCCCACCAUCCUGGAUUGGCUUUACUCCGCCCUCCUCACCUUCCCUCCCCCCACCCCCAGCUUACUUUCCCCUUCUCCCCUUACCCCAAACCCCAGACCUCUUCUCCUUCCUCUUCCUCUCCAUCCUCAUCGACUGCUACCUCUGACACCUCCAAACUCCAGAGGCUGGCGCAGAAGCUGGAGAAGCAGCCUCCAUCAAAAUCGUUCAGUGAAGACCAGACUAAUGGUAGCACCCAGGCCAGUGACAUAUCAACAACAUCCAGUACUCAUACUAUCUCAGCAUACAGGAGGGAAAUGAUGGCAGCCUUGGGCCUAAACCCUAACCCCAACAGUGAGCUGAGCACCCAGAGCAUUUCAGGGACUAUUCCCUCCCUGCCCUCUCUGGCACCUAACCAGUGUGGGAUAUGCCUGCGUGUGCUUAGUUGUCCCAGGGCACUACGCCUUCAUCAAGCCACACACCUGGGCGAGCGCCCUUUCCCUUGCAAGCUCUGUGGCCGCUCCUUCUCCACCAAGGGCAGUCUGCGGGCUCAUCUGGCCACCCACAGAGCACGACCGCCCAAUGCACGCACCCAAAAUUCUUGUCCGCUGUGUCAGCGUAAGUUUACUAAUGCUGUGGUGCUACAGCAUCACAUUCGGAUGCAUCUGGGGGGCCAGUUGCCUCCAGAGGGGAAUGGAGAUUUGGGGCCAGAGGAAGAAGUUAGUCAAAUAGGUAGUGUCACUCUGCCUAAGACCAUCCAGUCUCAUCCUCUUAAUAUGAGUACUACUAUUUCGUCUUCAACUGCUAGCACACUACAGUCAAGCACAGCUUCUAGAAAUACUACAUCACCUGAUGCAGAUCAAGUGCUAGAGUCGGAUCAAGAUCCCUGUGACACACCUGGUACAAGCCCAACUCCAAUCACUGAUCCAGCCCUAGAGAAGCAAGACCACACUAGUUCUUCCACUUGUGACAGCCCCCCUGCUAACUCUUCUCCAGUAGAAGAACAUCCUGACAGUGAUGCUCACCCUAGCAUUGUUAGUGCUUAUGCCCUCAGUGCUCUUAAAGCUCAUCAAAACAGGUGUCAGACCAGUGCUGUAGUAAAUGGUAUGACAGAUGAUGAUGAGAACAUUCCUCUGUCCCUCUGUACCAGAACCAGUUCUCAGGAUUCUCUGCCCAACAACUGUGAUCUCUCAGGGGCUCCCCAUUCUACAGUGGUCAGUGGCCCAAAAUCCAGCCCAGAUUCUGCAGCUCUUGAUCUUUCCCCUGCACUCACACCCCCCUCCAGCCCAUCCCUUCAACCCAAGCCAGAUUUAAGUGGUUCACAGAAAACAGUGCCUGCAAAUGUAACCAGUCUGAAUCCUGAACCCAGAGAAGGAGACUUUCUCUCAAGCACUAAAAAUGAAUCUUUGCCCUCAUUAGCCAAUAAUGGAGCUCCAGAGGAGGAAACUGGGAACAUGAAUCUUGGGGAUGUUCAAGAGGCCAAGAAGGAAGAAGUGACUAACAUAAAUGUAGAAGUGAAUACUGGGAGUCAGGUUAAGGAUGAGGAGGGGAUUAUGGUGACCCAACCAAAUAUCCCAGUUAUCCCUUCACAGCCCCAACGCCCUGAGAAACCCUACAGCUGUGCGCACUGUGGUAAAGAAUAUGCCAGCCGCAGUGGACUAAAGGGUCACAUGAAAAUCCACAGUGGAGGAACAAGCAGUGGGGCGAAUGCUUCAGCUGUUGCUCUGCAGCCUUCAGAGGGAAACUGUAAGGACUCUAUGGAGUCAAGUCCUCAUCCAGCUAGUGGCAACCUUCAAAAAGACACUGGAAAUACACUGGAGAAAAGCACAGAGAAAGUAUCCCCAGGAGAAGUUCCACUAGCUGCUGGUGGAUCAGCAGAUGGAGGGGCAGAGUCUGAGGACACAGCCUAAAAGAAUGUGAUUGGUGGAAUGGUAAUUUUUUUUGCCAAUUUUAGUGAGAGUUUUUACUAUUUUUCUGUUAGAUGUAGCUCUUAAAUUGUGAUAUUGUAGAACAGUAGUGACUUUGUUAACAUAAAAUUAGUGCCUUUUUUGAAGACAAUGAAAUGUUCGUGUACACAAAGCAAGUCCUUGACAUCAGAUAUUAGGAUCCUCAGAAUUAAGAUCCUAGGUGAAAUGUGGUAUUUGUGUAUUACAAAUGUAAUUAUAAAUUUUCUUACGUCAAAACAUUAUUGAAUCUGAAACAAUUUCAGAUUUCUAUGAGGCUUUUUACUCCUUUCAUUAACAUGCGGAUGUCCAGAUUUUAUUUGACCACAUAAAAAGCCAGGUGUAAUCACACCCAGGAUGCACUGUGAUUGGAUUAUGUGUGUAAAUAGAAUGUGUCUUCUAUAUCCACAUACCUUUUUAUCUUUUACAUAAGAGUAUAAACAAGGAGAAAUGGAUGAUACAUGAGGCUGGAGUUAUCCCAAAACCAAGUGCCUUCUUGCACUCUGAAUCCAAGCCAUAACAGGUCAUAACAAGUGGAAAAAGUUCAUGGAAGUAAACCAGAAAUA
Colossoma macropomum (tambaqui) is the source of this 5020-nucleotide messenger RNA. Its product is annotated as sal-like protein 2. The coding region runs from base 714 to 4421 and encodes 1235 amino acids. The transcript is spliced from 2 exons. The record is from RefSeq and is a predicted model, not a curated record. Gene Ontology annotation, biological process: regulation of transcription by RNA polymerase II. Gene Ontology annotation, molecular function: DNA-binding transcription factor activity, RNA polymerase II-specific; RNA polymerase II cis-regulatory region sequence-specific DNA binding. Gene Ontology annotation, cellular component: nucleus. NCBI's taxonomy places the organism in Eukaryota, Metazoa, Chordata, Actinopteri, Characiformes, Serrasalmidae.